Molecule: messenger RNA, 912 nt
Organism: Carya illinoinensis
Lineage: Eukaryota; Viridiplantae; Streptophyta; Magnoliopsida; Fagales; Juglandaceae
Product: histone H1
Exons: 2
Coding region: 74-676 (200 amino acids)
Biological process (GO): nucleosome assembly; chromosome condensation; negative regulation of DNA recombination
Cellular component (GO): nucleus; nucleosome
Molecular function (GO): nucleosomal DNA binding; structural constituent of chromatin; double-stranded DNA binding
Source: RefSeq, a predicted model, not a curated record
UCAACUUGCGUCACUAGAUAUUCUCGGAACAUUUGCGCGGUGUCUGUGUGAGAGUUCAUUUCGGUGAUUCGUGAUGUCUGCUAUCGGAGAAGCUCAAGUCCCGGCCGUCGAGAAGCCGACGGCGGAAGUCCCAGCUGCUAAGGAGCCCAAGAAGAAGGCUUCGAAGCCAGUUAAGGAGAGGAAAGCCAAGGUCCCCAAGGAGAAGAAGCCAAAACAACCAAAAACUGCUGCUCAUCCUCCAUACUUUCAGAUGAUCAAGGAGGCUCUGUUGGCUCUGAACGAGAAAAGUGGGUCCAGCCCAUACGCCAUAGCCAAGUACAUGGAGGAGAAGCACAAGGCCGUACUCCCCUCGAACUUUAAGAAGAUAUUGGGUCUGCAACUGAAGAACUCGGCCACGAGAGGGAAGCUGAUCAAGAUCAAGGCAUCGUACAAACUCUCCGAAACGGGAAAGAAGGACAAGGUGGCAAAGGACAAGGUGGCUAAAGCCAAGGCAACCAAGCCCGCUCCGGCGGCGAAAAAACCAGACCCCGCAACUAAGAGGGGCACGAAGAGGAAGCCCACGAAGAAGGUCGCGCCUGUGGGAAAGAAGGCGAAGAAGGCGACUCCUGCCAAGCCCAAACAACCCAAGUCAAUCAGGUCUCCUGCUGCAAAGAGAGCCAAGAAGGCCACUGCCUGAGAAUUCAGGGAAAAAGAAAGAGAUUAGAAAAAUAAGUAAAUUUUCGUUUGCUUGUUUGUGUUAAGAAAGGAGGAUUCUAGAGGUUUGGUUAGAUUUAGGUCUCUGUGAAUAUGAAGUGCCUGUAUGGUGGGUAAUGUGAAGAAGAAAGGUGUAAUGGUGCCCCUGUAAUCUUCUGGAUGUUUAGAGAUGACUGGAAAAUGGAACCGGCUUUUGGCAGAAAGUUUUAGUAUUUUAAA